Drosophila obscura is the source of this 1287-nucleotide messenger RNA. RefSeq lists its product as uncharacterized. Gene Ontology annotation, molecular function: DNA binding. NCBI's taxonomy places the organism in Eukaryota, Metazoa, Arthropoda, Insecta, Diptera, Drosophilidae. Bases 208 to 1185 code for a protein of 325 amino acids. The record is from RefSeq and is a predicted model, not a curated record. The transcript has 2 exons.
CUCUGCCUAUCGCGCUGCCACUGCUAACAUGCGCAUUGCAGCACAUUUGGUGCUACUUUUGAUGUACACUGUACACUGUACACCACGAACCGAGCGAACUAGAAAAUCUGCGGCAAAACAAUUUGUUGUUCUUUUUUGAACCUAAUUUUAAUUCAAAAACUACCGAAUCGAUCGGUAUCUGCGAAUAUACAAGUUUCGAAUGCAAUUAUGGUUGGAAAAAACUUCAAGGCCCUCUCGCAUUUCCAUCGCCUAACCGAAUACAUAGUGCAGUGCAAACAUUGUGCAAAAACACUCUCGUCUAAACACACUUCAUCGAAUCUGACGCGCCACUUAAUAAGGAACCACAAGCUACUGGCACGACAGAUUUUUGCGGGCGAAGAGGGCAAAAUGCUGGCUGAACUGAAGGACGAGCUGGAGGCGGCCUCCGCCUCCGAGGACAUGCACAUGAACAUGGACGAGGGCGAUGGGGACGGCGAUGGCGAGGGCGACUGUGAAGGCGAGACCGGCGAAGGUGAGACCAAGAAUGCAGUCCGUACGAUUAUUGGCGUUCAGCAGCAGCAAUUGGAUCGGCAGAGCCAGGAAGCGGAGAUGCGGAACAAAGUAAUUGGCAAGAACAACAAGCUGUGGGCGCACUUUGUCCGUAUAUCGGAGUUUAUGGCCAAAUGCAAGCACUGUUCAAAAACAUUAUCCUCCAAACACUCGUCGUCCAACUUGAUGCGUCACAUUGUCCGCCGCCAUCACAAUCUUUCGAAGACCUUAGACCACUCGCAUCAUCAUUUGAUGAUGCCCAAAAAGGAGAUCAUGUGCAACAUUGAGCGCAGGCAGAUGGCGGAUCCACUGGAAAAAGUCAACUUCGAUGAUGUGGAUAGCAUUAUUGAGAAGGUGACGGAUCAUUUGGAGGACGAGGUAACUUCGAUUUCGCUGCAGGAACCCUUCUACGAGUACGUCGUCGACAACACCGAGGAAGUUGGGGUUAAACAUGAUUAUCCAGAAUCUAGCGACAUGCACCACAUGGUCCAAGCUGACUCCGCCUCGCUUUCGGAGACCACCACGCAAAUGGACGAGAAGCUGAAGGCUGAGACGAUAUACUUUAAUGAGAUGGCCGAACUGGCCAGAUCCAAGCGGCGGCUAAUCGACUUGCAGACGAAGAAGCUGCUGCUUGACAUGAACGUUGUGGAAAACUAACAACAACGAGAGGGCACAUAGGCAGAAACGUUUUCUUUAAUAUAUAUUGUAGAUGAAAUGGACGGGCGAUAUGAUUAUUUAAAUAUACACAUAACAAAUUGU